Messenger RNA from Perognathus longimembris pacificus (Pacific pocket mouse), 2495 nucleotides. It is a transcript of the gene Itk, whose product is annotated as IL2 inducible T cell kinase. The record is from RefSeq and is a predicted model, not a curated record. Gene Ontology annotation, molecular function: non-membrane spanning protein tyrosine kinase activity; ATP binding; protein binding. The transcript has 17 exons. Bases 317 to 2179 code for a protein of 620 amino acids. Lineage: Eukaryota; Metazoa; Chordata; Mammalia; Rodentia; Heteromyidae. Gene Ontology annotation, biological process: T cell receptor signaling pathway; peptidyl-tyrosine autophosphorylation; B cell receptor signaling pathway.
GAACUUUGAGUCUUAAGCCUCUUCAAACAUCACUUCCGUAGCCUGCCACCAACGACCGGCAGCUUGCUCGCAUCCACCCGCUUAGUCUGGUUGAGCUUCAAAAGGAUGUGGUUGAGGCCUUUGACAUCAGAUGUCUGCUAGGUUGGCAAACCUCACUGUCGAUAGAAAGAUAACACUGGGGACUGGCAGCCUCGGAGCAGCCUCCUGACGAUCAACAGCCCAGGGUGGCGUCCAUCGCUGGCCCUGGAACGCGCUCUUUCCUCGGGUGGUACUCAGGGCAAGUGCCUGAGACCAGCCACUUCUCCAGAGUUAGAUCAUGAACAACUACGUCCUGCUGGAAGAGCAGCUGAUCAAGAGAUCCCAGCAGAAGCGACGAACGUCCCCCUCCAACUUCAAGAUCCGCUUCUUUGUGUUAACCAAAGCCAGCCUGGCUUACUUCGAGGACCGUCCUGGGAAGAAGCGCGUGCUGAAGGGCUCCAUCGAACUGUCCCGGAUCAAGUGCGUGGAGAUCGUGAGGGGUGACGUGAGCAUCCCGUGCCACUACAAAUACCCGUUCCAGGUUGUGCAUGACAACUACCUGCUGUAUGUGUUCGCUCCAGACCGCGAGAGCCGGCAGCGCUGGGUGCUGGCUCUCAAAGAAGAAACAAGGAACAAUAACACUCUGGUAUCCAAGUAUCACCCCAACUUCUGGAUAGAUGGGAGGUGGAGGUGCUGUUCUCAGAUGGAAAAGCUGGCUGCUGGCUGUGCCCAGUAUGACCCAACAAAGAAUGCUUCAAAGAAGCCUCUUCCUCCCACUCCAGAAGACAACAGGAGGUCACUUCAGGAACCUAAAGAAACCCUGCUCAUUGCCUUGUACGACUACCAAACCAACGACCCUCAGGAGCUCGCGCUGCAGUGCGAUGAAGAGUACUUCCUGCUGGACAGCUCCGAGAUCCACUGGUGGCGAGUUCAAGACCAGAAUGGGCACGAAGGGUAUGUACCAAGCAGUUAUUUGGUGGAAAAAUCUCCCAACAACCUGAACAUCUAUGCAUGGUACAACAAGAGCAUCAGUCGAGACAAAGCUGAAAAACUUCUUUUGGACACAGGCAAAGAAGGAGCCUUCAUGGUCCGAGACUCCAGGACCCCGGGAACGUACACGGUCUCUGUGUUCACCAAGGCCAUUGUCAGCGACAGCCACCCCUGUAUAAAGCAUUAUCACAUCAAAGAAACAAACGACAACCCCAAGCGGUACUACGUGGCCGAGAAGUACGUGUUCGACUCCAUCCCCCUCCUCAUCAAAUACCACCAGCACAAUGGAGGAGGCUUGGUCACCCGACUCCGGUAUCCGGUUUGUUCCUGGAGGCAGAAAGCUCCGGUCACGGCAGGGCUGAGAUAUGGGAAGUGGGAGAUCCACCCUUCGGAGCUCACGUUUGUGCAGGAGAUUGGCAGCGGGCAGUUUGGCCUGGUGCAUCUGGGCUACUGGCUCCACACACACAAGGUGGCCAUCAAGACCAUCCAGCAGGGGGCGAUGUCGGAAGAGGCCUUCCUGGAGGAGGCGGAGGUCAUGAUGAAACUCUCUCACCCCAAGCUGGUGCAGCUGUACGGCGUGUGUCUGGAGCAGGCCCCCAUGUGCCUGGUGUUUGAGUUCAUGGAGCACGGCUGCCUGUCGGAUUACCUGCGCAGCCAGCGGGGGCUCUGGGGGGCCGAGACCCUGCUGGGCAUGUGCCAGGACGUGUGCGAGGGCAUGAGCUACCUGGAGACGGCCUGCGUCAUCCACAGAGACCUGGCUGCUCGCAAUUGUUUGGUGGGUGAGAACCAGGUCAUCAAGGUGUCUGACUUUGGGAUGACGAGGUUUGUUCUCGAUGACCAGUACAUCAGUUCCACGGGCACCAAGUUCCCCGUGAAGUGGGCGUCCCCAGAGGUGUUCUCCUUCAGCCGCUACAGCAGCAAGUCGGACGUGUGGUCCUUCGGUGUGCUCAUGUGGGAAGUCUUCAGUGAAGGCAAAAUCCCAUACGAAAACCGAAGCAACUCGGAGGUGGUGGAGGACAUCAGCACCGGCUUCCGGCUGUACAAGCCCCGCCUGGCCUCGCCGCCCGUCUACCAGCUCAUGAAUCUCUGCUGGAAAGAGAGACCAGAAGAGCGGCCCCCCUUCUCUAAACUGUUGGGUCAGCUGGCAGAAAUCGCGGAAUCAGGGCUUUAGCAGAAAGUCCCCUGCCAGCCCCCGGGGUCUGGACUGUGAUGGAAGGAGAACAGCCUCCUUCCAACAAGCAUUAAAAGUGGCCACCAGCCCCGGACUCCCCAGAGGUGGCUGGCUUGGUGGCCCUGGUCCCUGAGCUGCCACCAAUGCGGUAUCCUGACAGCCAGAGGCUGGAGGCCUGGCCACGGGCCUGGGCAGAAACCUCCAUCUGCAGACUUGCUCUUCUUCGCAGUAGGAGAGGCUGACGGAGCCCCUCAGGUUCUCAUGAUUAGUAUUUUAAGCGUGGAUGGAGCCCAAGCGUAAUGGUUCAAGACACUUU